AUGAUCGCUUUCAAGAAGAUACGUGCUCCGGCUAGCCGUGCUCAAGGCCUCCAGGGCCUUGUCAGCGCAUCAGCAAAGCUGCCGCCGGAGAAGACGCUCGAGGAGGCGGGCUUGAAGGACUCCAGCUCCAUUUGGGCUGUAGUCCGGCGCAGCGUCAUCGCGCGGACGGACUGUGCAUUCGCGCUGCUCCGCGCCGAUGGCACGGUAUUUGCCUGGGGGGACGCAAGGAGCGGUGGCGACUGCUCCCACUUGAAGGAAGAACUCAGGGAAGUUGAGGCUCUCCAGUCCACGCAGUCCGCCUUCGCUGCUCUGAGACGCGACGGCUCCGUGGUAGCCUGGGGUCAUGGAAGUCAACCUUGGGACUGCGAGCAGCUCAGAAACGUGAAGGCCAUCCAAGCAACCUCCUGCGCCUUCGCCGGGCUUCGCCGGGAUGGCACCGUCGUCACAUGGGGCUCGCGUGGACACGGAGGUGACAGUGAAGUCGUUCAGCCCGAGUUGCAGAACGUCAAGGACAUCCAGGCAACUUCCGCGGCGUUCGCCGCUCUCUUGGAUAACGGCCGCGUGAUCACGUGGGGUGAUGAAAUGAGUGGCGGAGACAGCAGCCAACAGCAACGUGAGCUGCACAGCGUGCAGUGCCUCCAGGCGAAUGACAAGGCCUUUGCAGCACUGCGAAGUGAUGGGCAAGUUGUGGUUUGGGGCGACUAUCUGCAUGGAGGUCUGGAGCCAUUUGACCAGCUGCCCAAGGAUGCCUGCCAGAUCCAGGCGUCUGGGUGUGCCUUCUGUGCUCUCCGCCAGGAUCAAACCGUGGCGUCCUUUGGACAGUUCUGGGAUGGUGUGGACAUGAAAUGGUUCCAACAAAGAGUCACGAACGAUCGCCCAGUUCAUGUGACGGCCAUCCAGAGCAGCGCGGCGGCGUUCGCGGCGCUCCUGGAGGAUGGCUCGGUUCUGGCUUGGGGCGAGGAGGACUGGGGAGGCGACUGCAGCGCCGUACAGGAGCAGCUGCAGCAUGUUCGGAGCAUUCAAGCAACGUUCAACUGCUUUGCUGCACUUCGCGAAGAUGGUUCUGUGGUGACCUGGGGUGAUCCAGACGAGGAGCAGCUAAGAGAGGAGCUGGCGGAUGUCGAGCAGCUUCAAGCCUCCUUGGGCGCCUUUGCCGCGCUCCGGGGUGAUGGCUCCGUGGCGACCUGGGGAUCUGCUUCCGCUGGCGGAGACAGCAGUCAAGUGCAGGAGCAGCUGAAGAAUGUGGAGGCGAUCCAGGCCAACAAAACGGCCUUUGCGGCCAUCCUGGGAGAUGGCUCUGUCGUCACCUGGGGUAACGCUGCCUCCGGAGGUGACAGUAGCGCCCUGCAGGACUUCGAGGCGGCGGCGGGGCGCCGUGCACAUUUUCCCCUUGGCGCCUGUCCGCUUGCAGAGGGCACGUGA
Molecule: messenger RNA, 1422 nt
Organism: Symbiodinium natans
Lineage: Eukaryota; Dinophyceae; Suessiales; Symbiodiniaceae
Source: the annotation of a GenBank genome assembly